Exophiala bonariae is the source of this 792-nucleotide messenger RNA. RefSeq lists its product as uncharacterized. Bases 1 to 792 code for a protein of 263 amino acids. The transcript has 2 exons. NCBI's taxonomy places the organism in Eukaryota, Fungi, Ascomycota, Eurotiomycetes, Chaetothyriales, Herpotrichiellaceae. Gene Ontology annotation, molecular function: DNA-binding transcription factor activity, RNA polymerase II-specific; zinc ion binding; RNA polymerase II cis-regulatory region sequence-specific DNA binding. The record is from RefSeq and is a predicted model, not a curated record. Gene Ontology annotation, biological process: positive regulation of transcription by RNA polymerase II; negative regulation of transcription by RNA polymerase II.
AUGGCCGCUUCUUUACCAGGUGCUGACCACAAUCUACCUUUUUCACAGCCUGUCUGUCAGAACUGUCAGACAUCGACGACUCCUCUAUGGCGACGGGACGAAGCAGGAUCCGUCCUCUGCAACGCCUGUGGCCUCUUCCUCAAACUCCAUGGCCGCCCUCGUCCAAUCAGUCUCAAGACCGAUGUGAUCAAGAGCCGAAACAGAGUCAAGACGGCCAACCAAGGUCCCAAGAAGAAGUUUGAUCAGAAUGGUCUUCCCGCCUCUCAGUCUGAAAUGGUGUCUCCACCAAAUGGCAUCAAUCCACACCGUCGCGUUUCUCAGAUGGCAACAUCCGUAACUUCAGAUCGCUCGCACUCCCCGAUAUCGCGAACGGGAACGCCUGGCGCGCUUCACGACCCCAACAUCGCCCCCCAACACUUGUUCGACGGUGCCACCAUGAACGACCAUCACUUUAACGGCUCUCCUUCCCUCCCCGCCAUGCACUUCAGCCAACCUUCCCCGAGCGCAAUCUCUCUGGGGACGGACCGACACCUGGAAGCACCCAUGAGCUACGAGCAACUCGUCGCCGCAAAUACCAACCUCCGAACAAGAGUUUCUGAGUUGGAGGUGAUCAACAUGGUCUAUUCAGAUAAUGAAAACACUCUCCGCACGGAGCGCGACCGCGCAUUCAAGGAGCGGGACGAGCUGAAACGCAAAUUCGACGAGUUGGAAAAACGAUUCCAAGAAAUUAGUAAUGAUGAACCCGAACAGCCCUUGAAGCGGCCACGACUAUCAAAUGAACCUCAAGAAUAA